Molecule: messenger RNA, 861 nt
Organism: Nicotiana attenuata
Lineage: Eukaryota; Viridiplantae; Streptophyta; Magnoliopsida; Solanales; Solanaceae
Exons: 2
Coding region: 1-861 (286 amino acids)
Source: RefSeq, a predicted model, not a curated record
AUGCACCCUUCUAACAACCCUGGUGCAAUGUUGGUGACGAUUUCUUUCAACGGUAUCGGUUAUCGAUCCUGGAGGAGAAGUGUUCGUGCCAUUUCAGUGAAGAACAAGUUAGGAUUCAUCAAUGGUGAGUGCAAACCUCCAGAACCAGAUUCCCCAUCUCUUCGUCAGUGGAUGCGUUGUGACGACAUGGUUACUUCGUGGAUCUUAAAUUCUGUUGCUAAAGAUAUCGCAUAUAGCAUAGAAUAUGCAAAUGAUGCGGCCGAAUUAUGGACAGAAUUAGAGGAUCGCUAUGACCAAACCAAUGGAACCAAAUUAACUAUUUGUCUCAAGGACUGCCAGUUCACCUGUGGAGCCAAAGAGUCCAUGCAUAAGGCCGAACAAAACAGGCGUCUGAUUCAAUUUUUGAUGGGACUUAAUGAGGUAUAUACGGUUGUGCAAGGUAGUAUUCUGAUGACGAAUCCAUUACCAUCAGUGGCUCAAGCAUUUUCUCUACUGAUCCAAGAGGAAAAACAAAGGGAAGGCAGACCAAAUAACUCGCUUAUGAUGGAAUCUGCAUCUAUGAAUGUCAAUGCUUCUAGGAAUAUCAACUUGCCUACAAUGGAAUCUACUUCUUUGAAUGUCAAUACAUCUAGAAAUGAGAACUUCAAAACCAAUUAUUCCACUGGGAAUCACUCAAAUAGCAGGCCUCGUCCAUUCUGCGAUUACUGCAAGCGUCCAGGGCGUACCAAAGAUAAGUGCUUUAAGUUGCAUAGUUAUCCUAAAAAAAACAACUUUAAUCCUAGGUUCAAUAAGGGCAAAAGGAUUUCUACCAAUGUGCAUGGUGCACCAGUUGAAUCCAUGUCAGUUAAGGAUGAUGGAUGA